AUUUGCAGAGCGGUAACGAUACGAAGCACAUUUAGCGGGCUUUCUUCUAUUACAGAAGUGCAAAUUAAUACUUCACAUAGUAGCAGAGAUGUAGCCGAAUACGUAGCGGCCGACUAGUGCGGUACACAUAAUAUAUGUAACCUCAGAUUAUAGAUGUAAUCAUAGCAAACGUUGAGUUUUCAAUUAAAUUUUAGCAUAGCGAUUAGCACGCUUUAUGAUAUAGUAUCUAUGUAUAUAUUUUAAUAAAAUCGCAUUGUACACUUAAAUUUUUGCGCAAAUUCAGCAUUGUUAUCGAGUUUCGAAAUGGGUCACCUCUUGAGAAGCGCCUACAUCAUCGGUGUUGGAGGGAAGGACGACGAAGGGAUGUCUCUCGACGAAGGCAGACAGUCCCAGCGGCCAUACCGCUACGGCAUGGUGCUGCUGUGCGCGGGCGCACUUAUCAACUGGCUGGGGCUGGCUGAGGACUACGCAGAGCCGGUGCGCUAUGUAGGUGUGGCUUGCAUCGUUGCCGGCGCAUUGCUUAUCUGUGCUGCAAUGUGCUGCUGGCUGCAGUCGCCCGCGCGUCAACCACACAACGAUCGCGCUUCGCCUGACACUCACCAGAUUGACGAUCCCAUCCACGUGAUUUCGAUGCCGGACGAAGAAACAAUGCAGCAAAAACCGCCCGAUUACGAAACAGUGGCGGGAGCGCCGCCAACUUAUGACGAUGCUAUUAAGCUAAAUCCGGCGAGGUUGCUUCCCGCCACAAGCAGCACGCGUCUAGAACCCUCCACAGCGUCAUCCGAGUCACCCAUUAUCCCUGGACAAUUGGAUGAAGCCUCCGUUCAUACAACGAAUAUCGCUCCCGUACACAUCCCACUAAAUCAUCCUCAAGCCCAAGUGCCUAAAACCCCACCUCCACCAUAUAGGCCAACGCAUGCUAUCAGAUGAAAACUAGGCUCAACAACUGUGUUAGUACUUUAAAUCGACUGCUGUUUCAUGUAGUGAGACUUGUAAAUAAUCAUUAAGCAUAUUUUUGUAUAAGUACAGUCUCAACGAGUGCGUACAUAUCCAUUGUUGUAAUAUUACGGUAUUAUUAUAUGUACGUCAAGCAUAUCACACAUGAAACUUUAAAUAUUAAUUUAGGCUGUCAAACUUUGGAGUGACGCGUAGGUACUUAUGUGAUAUUUAAUUGUUAUAACUUAAUACUACGUUACCUAAUAUAGUUUUACUGUAUAUAAUAUUAAAAAAGAAGUUUUUAAAUGAAACAUGAAAAAUUAAAAAGUUACAUAUUUCAGUUACAGGAACAUAAUAUGCGUAGGCAAAGCAAUGAUUUAUAAACAUGUGCCUAUGUAAAGAAUUAAAGAAACCUUUAAAACACAACAUUAUUUAGUUAACUACUAAUAAACCACUGUAUGGUAUUGUGCCAUUUAUUGGAACAUAUAAAAUUAUUCGAACAAAAUGUGGCUAACAACUCUAUAUCAUGGAUAGCAUUUAUUAGAAUACAUAUUAUGUUGCUUGAGUAGGUAUUGCUCAUUUUAAAUAAUAAUUAUGACUUUAAAUUUUUGAGCUAUCUGUCAUCAUGUUGGUCACAAGCUUCUUAACCUAGCUUAAUACAUUUCCUAUUUUCUAUUAAAUUUCUUUAGUUUCAUAAUAAUGAUUGGAAAUGUUUUAAUACAAUAACGAAAAUUAAUUGUUUUUAUGGAGACCAAACUACUAAUGCAAUGUUCAACCAUUAUUUCUGUGAGCUCUAUUUAAUUCACAUUGUAUUUAAGUACAUACAUAGAUGUAUUAAUUAGUAGUUAUGAAUAUACUAACCCGUUUCAAAGUUAUUCUAGUCCUAGAACUCAAGUUAACGACUACAAUUCUUUACAUUUAGUCACCAACAUCCAUAGAUAUUUAUUAUUUGUAUACAUCAUUAUUGCACAACAUAUAUGAAGUAUGAUGCUUUAAAAAUCCAUGGUCUUAACAUAUACCACACCACUGUAUCACUCUAAUCUUAUUAUAAAGACGACAAAUGUAUUUGAUGCAGCAUGCUAAAACAAUACAGGCUGGGAAAGAUUGAAAGAUAUUCCAAAUUGCAGUUCGCAAUAUAAGUGAUAAUAUAUUUCCACUAAAAUGAACAUUUUAAAAGUACGUUAACAUAAAUUUAUGUAUGCUGUUGCAUUGUUUAGCUUCUUAUUUUUCUACGCGUGAAAUCAUUUAGUUAAACAAAACAACAUUCACCAUAAAAGUAAUAUUAUAUUAUCUUAAUUGACUCAUUUAAAAAAACAACAUGCAAAUUGCAGUUGCUCUUAAGUAACAAAAAGCUGCAAUGUACAGUUGCAUAGGGGUAACGAGUAUUCAUUAUGUGAUUUGUUUUGCCAAUUAUUUCUCAUUAUUUCUUACCUAUUUUUAAGAAUAUACGUAGGUAUAGCAUUCUCAUUGAAUACCAAAGUUUAACAACUAACGUUCAAAAUUUCUACUCUUUCAACUUCAGCCAUUUCAUUGGUUUUGGCCAAACACAUUGCAAUAAAAAUCAAAGGAUAUAUUUGUUAUAUUUUAAUUUUAAUGUAAUAUUUAAUUUCAUUUUCAGUGAGCUUAUAAUAAACUGGGACCAAUUUCUAAUAUUAUACACUAAUUUAACUGUAACAGAAAUUUAAAAAGUUGUGGUUUUUAAUGAAUAUCUCGACCUUCGUGCUUUCGAGUUUUUGAGUUAAAUUUUACAAUGCUGAAGUUGUGCAUUUAUUAUUCGUACAUUAUGCAAAGUUGCGAAACUUAAGUGUACAUACAAAAUAAAUGUUGUUACAAUGAUAUGAUGUUUUAUUUCUUUAUCCAAAAAUAUGAAAAGCUUAUCUCUUAACUCUGCGUGCUGUGGAGCCAACUAUGCAGCUCUACAUCUCCCGUUUGGACAAAAGUACGUCGGGAGAAGACGUCCUGCGUUUCGUGGAAGAACGAAGCCGAUGCCGCAUUGAGGAUCCGAUCUCUUUACAUUUGCAGCGUCUGGAGUCUAAUAGGUCAACGAACUUCAAAUCCUACGUACUCCAGGUUCCUGCAAAACACAAAGAGACAUUCCUCGCUCCCGAUUUCUGUCCUUCUGGGGUAGUGUUGCGCCGAUACAGGGACGCGCUCAAGAAAAAAGUUCCUUAAAUAGUGUUACGUCUAUAUUUUAUAUAUAUUUUUAGGUUAAGGUAUAUAUUGCUAAGGGUCAAUGUUCUUAAUUUUUAAGUCCUUGAUGCCUGAAAUAAAGUUAUUAUAUUAUAUUGUAUUAUCUCCCAGUAGGAUAUAAUAUCUUACGGCGAAUCGGGAUUCGUUACAACAUUACAUUGGUGAAAUUAAUUCAGAGAAAAAUCAACAUGUACUGUCAGAAACAAGUGACAGUGAAAUUAUUCUCAAUUAUAUUCUCUACGAGAGCAGAAGCUUAAUAAUUGUAUAAAUCUUAACAUCAGCUGGAAAUGAAGCAGUGUCCAUUACUCUGGUGUAAUAAAAGCAUACUAAAUACUAAUUAACAUAGGAUUUCCGUUUACGAACCCUUUAUUUUUUUAAUCUACCUAUUUAAUACAUCUUGUACACACAAAGAUGUAAAUUAGUAGGUAUUACCACUCCGUAGCACCGCCCAAAAUUUCGACGGAAUCAAAGGCGAUUUCAUAGUCCAGGCCACCAAGGAGGAUGGAACUGAACAGCUUCUAAAGGACUUUAAAUAUCGGUUUUUCAUCCAACAUCCAUGAACUUGGACAAAAUAAAGACUUUUAUUUCAUUCAUUCUAGACUUAUAUUUCAUUAAUUCAUUCAAGAGUAUAUUGAAAUAAGAGUAAUGAUGAUAAACCUUCCAAGGAAACUCAAAAGAAAGAUAAGAGAGCAUUUGAAUAUGAGUGUUGAAGACACUAAUAAUAAAACAAGCAAGCUAAGUAGUAGUUCCAACACAUGCAGAUCAAGCUGCGAUAUCUCCAGUAAAAAAGAAGGCAAUCGUAGACAUAAUUAAUCCGAAGAAAAGUUAUGUUAUGUUUUUAGUUUUUAAAAUUUGGUUUUUACACGAUUUUAACAUUAUUUUAAUUUUUUUUUCGAUAAAUUGUGUCCUUACAUAAUGAUUAUGUGUGUGAGUACAAUAAAAUAAAUGAUUAUAAAU
Molecule: messenger RNA, 4083 nt
Organism: Parnassius mnemosyne (clouded apollo)
Lineage: Eukaryota; Metazoa; Arthropoda; Insecta; Lepidoptera; Papilionidae
Source: the annotation of a GenBank genome assembly